Molecule: messenger RNA, 4429 nt
Organism: Perca flavescens (yellow perch)
Lineage: Eukaryota; Metazoa; Chordata; Actinopteri; Perciformes; Percidae
Gene: ppfia4
Product: PTPRF interacting protein alpha 4
Exons: 31
Coding region: 317-3868 (1183 amino acids)
Biological process (GO): synapse organization
Cellular component (GO): presynaptic active zone
Molecular function (GO): protein binding
Source: RefSeq, a predicted model, not a curated record
AGGACGCAGAUUAAACAUUUCCUUUUGGAUAUUUUCCUAUAUUUUUUGUUUGUUUUUCCUGCCAAUGUGCUAUGAUCUCCGCCGUGCUCGCGGGCACCACCCCUCCACACGUACCCGUCUAUCUCUGAGCUGUCAAUCAUAUCACGCCGGGAUUUCUACAUGUGAGUUGCAUGGCGCGCCGGGCAGGGCGGAUCUGCUCACGGGGUGAAAAAACGCCGGUUGAUAUGGAUGAAAGGUCCACCAUCAUCUUAUCAUUUCAAUCACUCUGAUUAGCGACACUGUCCUAUAGCGUUGCCCAGACCACAGAGCGGGGAAGAUGAUGUGCGAAGUGAUGCCGACCAUCAACGAGGGAGACUCGGCUGGUCCUCCCAGAGGCACCGGCGGCGUCCCGAACGGCUCGGACCAGGAGGCCAACUUCGAGCAGCUGAUGGUCAACAUGCUGGACGAGAGGGACAAGCUGCUGGAGUCCCUCAGGGAGACUCAGGAGACCCUCAUUCAGUCUCAGACUAAGCUGCAGGGGGCGCUGCACGAGAGGGACGUGCUCCAGCGGCAGAUCAACGCCGCGCUACCUCAGGAGUUUGCCACCCUGACGAAGGAGCUGAACAUAUGCCGGGAGCAGCUGCUGGAGAAAGAGGAAGAAAUAUCUGAGCUGAAAGCUGAAAGGAACAACACCAGGUUGCUGUUGGAGCACCUGGAGUGUCUGGUGUCUCGUCACGAACGCAGUCUGAGGAUGACAGUGGUGAAGAGACAGGCACCCCCACCAUCUGGAGUCUCCAGCGAGGUGGAGGUCCUCAAAGCCCUGAAGUCGCUGUUUGAACACCACAAGGCUCUGGAUGAAAAGGUACGUGAGAGGCUUCGGGUGGCUCUGGAGAGGGUGUCCACCCUGGAGGGACAAUUAGCUUCUAACACACAAGAGUUGAACAUGGUGAGGCAAAGGAAGGAUGGCGACUCAUUGGAGCGAACAGAUGGAUCCAAACCUACAUGGAAGAGACUGCCCAACGGCUCCAUAGACGCUCACGAUGAUGGCAGCCGGGUGUCCGAGCUUCAGGAGCUGCUGGAUCGGACCAAUAAGGAGCUGGCCCAGAGCUGUGAGCACUCUGCCACUCUCAACAGCCGCAUGGCCGACCUCGAGGCAGAGCUCGCAAAUGCACGGCGAGAACUGAGCCGCAACGAGGAGCUGUCAAUCAAACAACAAAGGGAACAGAGAGAGGUGAGAGUAAAAGAAAGAGAGGAUAUGGAGGAAAGGAUAACAACAUUAGAGAAACGCUACCUGGCUGCUCAGCGGGAGACCACACACAUCCACGACCUCAACGACAAACUGGAGAAUGAACUGGCCACCAAGGACUCGCUGCACCGACAGAGCGAGGAGAAGGUGCGCCAGCUUCAGGAGAUGCUGGAGAUGGCAGAGCAGAGGCUGGCUCAGACCAUGAGGAAGGCUGAGACGCUUCCAGAGGUGGAGGCUGAACUGGCACAGAGAGUGGCAGCACUUUCCAAGGCUGAGGAGCGCCAUGGCAAUGUGGAGGAGCGGCUCAGACAGCUGGAGUCACAACUGGAGGAGAAGAACCAAGAGCUAGGAAGGGCUCGUCAAAGAGAGAAAAUGAAUGAGGAACACAACAAACGUUUGUCUGACACCGUGGAUCGUCUGCUCACUGAGUCCAAUGAAAGACUGCAGCUCCAUUUGAAAGAACGCAUGGCUGCCCUGGAGGACAAGAACUCCCUGAUUCAGGACCUCGAGAACUGCCAGAAACAGCUUGAAGAAUUCCAUCACACCAGGGAACGGCUGAUUGGAGAGAUUGAGAAGUUAAGAAAUGAGAUUGACCACUUGAAACGCCGCAGUGGAGCGUUUGGAGAUGGAACUCACCCUCGGUCUCACCUGGGUAGCGCCAGCGACCUACGCUUCUCUGUGGUGGAGGGCCAAGAUGGCCACUACAGCACAACAGUGAUCAGGCGGGCACAGAAGGGCAGAAUGUCAGCGCUACGAGACGACCCAAACAAGGUGUUUGCUGUGUUUGAACAGGACUACCCAUCUCUGCGUGGGAGCGUCAGCCACCUCCUCGGCAGCGACAUCGAAGCAGAGUCCGACUUGGAUGAUGACGUUAGCUCGACCCUGCUUUCCCCCAGCGGCCAAUCUGACGCUCAGACUCUCGCUCUGAUGCUGCAGGAGCAGCUCGACGCUAUCAAUGAAGAGAUAAGGAUGAUCCAGGUGGAGAGAGAGUCAGCAGACCUCCGAUCUGACGAGAUUGAGUCUCGCGUGAACAGCGGCAGCAUGGACGGUCUCAAUGUGACACUUCGACCCCGGGCGCUACCCACCUCCGCCACCGCACAGUCCCUGGCAUCCUCCACAUCCCCGCCCAACAGUGGCCACUCCACACCUAAACACCACUCACGCAACGCCAGCCACCAUCUAGGCAUCAUGACUCUGCCAAGUGACUUGAGGAAACACCGCAGGAAAGUAGCAUCUCCAGUGGAAGUGGACAAAGCUACUAUCAAGUGUGAGACAUCGCCUCCCUCGUCCCCCCGCAGUUUACGGCUAGAAACCAAUUUUGCUCAGUUCACAGGCAGUCUAGAGGAUGGCCGAGGCAAGCAGAAGAAAGGCAUCAAGUCAUCUAUUGGCCGAUUGUUUGGGAAGAAGGAGAAGGGUCGAAUGGAGCAGACUAUGGGCAUUGGUGACACUAUGACUCUGGGAAAACUGGGCACACAGGCUGAGAGGGACCGCAGGAUGAAGAAAAAACACGAGCUUCUGGAAGACGCCAGGAAAAGAGGCCUGCCAUUUGCCCAUUGGGACGGCCCUACUGUUGUCUCCUGGCUAGAGCUGUGGGUGGGUAUGCCAGCGUGGUAUGUGGCAGCCUGUCGUGCCAACGUGAAGAGCGGGGCCAUCAUGUCAGCUCUGUCCGACACAGAGAUUCAGAGGGAGAUUGGCAUCAGCAAUCCUCUGCACCGACUCAAACUCCGCUUGGCCAUCCAGGAGAUGGUGUCCCUCACCAGCCCGUCUGCACCACUUACCUCCAGAACGUCCUCCGGAAAUGUGUGGGUGACUCAUGAAGAGAUGGAGAACCUGGCUUCCUCCACUAAAGCGGACAAUGAGGAGGGCAGCUGGGCACAGACUCUGGCAUAUGGCGAUAUGAAUCAUGAGUGGAUUGGAAACGAGUGGCUGCCCAGCCUCGGCCUGCCUCAGUACCGCUCCUACUUCAUGGAGUGCCUGGUGGACGCUCGUAUGCUGGACCACCUGACCAAGAAGGACCUGAGGAGCCACCUCAAGAUGGUGGACAGCUUCCAUAGGGCUAGUCUGCAGUAUGGGAUUAUGUGCUUGAAGAGACUCAAUUAUGACAGGAAAGACCUGGAUCACCGGAGAGAGGACAGCCAACACGACAUGAAAGAUGUGUUGGUGUGGACCAAUGAGCAGGUGAUCCACUGGGUCCUGUCCAUUGGUUUGAGGGAGUAUAGCAGCAACCUGUUGGAGAGCGGUGUCCACGGAGCGCUACUCUCUCUGGACGAGACCUUCGACUACAGCAGCCUAGCCCUCAUCCUGCAAAUCCCUAUGCAGAAUACACAGGCACGGCAAGUUCUGGAGAGGGAGUUCAACAACCUGUUAGCCUUGGGGACCGACCGUCGACUAGAGGAGAGUGGGGAUGACAAGUCUUUUCGACGCUCUCCAUCGUGGCGCAAGAGGUUUCGAGCACGUGAGGGAGGGGUUGGGCUGGGCAUGAUGGCGGGCUCCAUGGAAACGCUGCCUGCUGGCUUCCGCAUGCCCUCCAUGUCCAUGCCGCCCUCUGCUCAUUUAAUGCCCAAGAAACAGCUCCAGCCUGAAGCUCCUCCCCCGGCGACCCAGAGACUUGACCCCUCGGCCGUGCGGACCUAUUCAUGCUAACUUCUCUCUGCUUACUAACAGGAGCGCUAAUGCUAACAGUGCAUUCUCAUUACCUAUACGGACACAUGCUUGCGGCCUUUUGAGAGUGAUAUGCCAAAUCUGGAGAGGGAGUCCUGGGUGCCACAUGGGAGUGAUCUUCAUCCCUUUGUGGCCCGGCCUCACCUCCCAUCUUUCACCUCUCUUCUCUCCUUCGGACACGUGCAAUACAGAGGCCAACUCUGACCUUUGAACUCUUGAGAGUGCUCAUUGGCUGCGCUCGCUGCUGUAAAGGAGACUCAUCCCUGUCUCUCCCAGUUUACCCCAGUGCUCCCAGUAGCCUUGUUAUUGUGGUGUUGUGCUCCUGCUCCCCUGAUCUCAGCUGUGGGUUCUUGUCCUGGUUCUAAUCUCUCAACAUGGUCAAGUUCAAACCAAUUUUUUAGUGUCAUCAUGUCCAAGGCAACACAAUAGUUGGUUAGUGUAAAAAAGAUUUAAAGGAAUGGUGACAAGUCAUUGAUUUGGACUUGGGAAUGAUGAUUACUUGUAUAAAUGGCAGAUCCCACUGCACAUUGCCCCCCUACCGGU